Molecule: messenger RNA, 867 nt
Organism: Theileria annulata
Lineage: Eukaryota; Apicomplexa; Aconoidasida; Piroplasmida; Theileriidae
Exons: 1
Coding region: 1-867 (288 amino acids)
Biological process (GO): regulation of DNA-templated transcription
Molecular function (GO): DNA-binding transcription factor activity
Source: RefSeq, a predicted model, not a curated record
AUGAAUAAAAUAAUGAACAGUAAAGAGAAUAAAACAAAUUUAGAAGCGUAUUUGUCCUGGAUCGAUGCAAUCUUGAACUUGUGUAACAAAAUCGACUCAGUAUGUACAAAAUUGGACAAAAAAUUCCCAAGCGGAGCAAACUCAAGCCAUCUGAAAAAGUAUAAACACUCAAUUAACGUUUACGAGAUAAUAAAGCACUAUAGUUGGCAAAAUAACAUCAGAACAAAGGAUUUGAUAAACAAAUAUAAAAAUAAUAGUGAAUGGAAACUAGAAAAUAUCAUUAAAAACACAGGCAAAACUUAUAAUAAUGAAAUGGUUCAAAUUAAUUGUGGAAAUAAAGCUUGUUUAGGUCAUUUUGGAUUGAAUGGAGAAAUAAGUGGUACUAAAUUAAUAAAAAGAAGAGGAGAAGACAAAGUUAAGAUAGAACAGGGUUUUAAAAUAGAUUUGAACAGUAAAUGUGGAAAUAAAAGGAACCAAGACAAAAGAUAUGAGUUAGAAUCUGAGAUUCUGAAGAACCUGGAAGUUGGACAAAAAAUCUUUAUUACCAGCAAAAGUUCAACAAAAAAAUCAGUGGAAUUUACAAAAAUAACUCAAGAUUAUGACUAUUUGCUAAACGGAAAGGCUGGAGAAAAUAAAAUCAAAAUCAUCAAGUACCAAGAACUUUUCUGUGAUGUUCCGGGGGUAUAUUGGGAUAAAAGAUCGUGGAUAGCAUCAUGGUAUCAACACGGCAAAAGAUACUAUAGAAGCUUUUCAGCCAAACUUUACGGUUUUAACAGAGCAAAGUAUUUCGCAAUUCAAUCAAGACUCUCUAAUUUAAAUUGCUCUAGAAAAUAUACUCCAAGAAAACAUUCAAAAUACAUUGUAUAG